AUACUUGGCAUUUGGCUAAAUAUAUAUGAAGGCUCAAAUGCUCAUCAAGGCAUAUACAAAUUUCUCCAAGUGCGUGAUUUAGUUUCUUUCACAUCGAUCCUAAAACUCGCUCUCUCCUCACGUACUUCCUCCCAUCUCGUUUGAUUCGAUUAUGAUAAGUACGUGCUUCCAUGUAAUUCAUGAUGUGACUGAUGUCUUCUCUUUCUGAGAUUGAAGGAUUCUGGUGAGAAGAAAUGUUGCAGCUUGGGCCCUUUGGAUCAGAAAACGGAGGGGAAGGGUUUGAUCAUGGAGCUUUCUCAACAGUCAGGCAGGUUGUGAUAUCUCAUACAUCAGGUUGCAUUCGUUCCAUCCAGUUCGAAUAUGAUGACAACGGGAGCUCACUUUGGUCGGAAAAGUACGGUAGUCCCUCUUAUGACGAAGACACCUAUAUUGAUACGAUCAAGCUUGAUUAUCCAGACGAAUAUUUGAUUUCAGUUUAUGGAAACUAUGUUAGUCUCUGGUGGUUCCCGACCUAUAUUUCCACCCUUACUUUUAAGAGCAACAAAAAAAGUUAUGGACCAUACGGAUUGGGAAUUGAAGGAAGCCUCGGAAAGUACGGAAAUUCUUUUGCAAUCGAAUCACCUGGGAAUAUGAUUGUGGGAUUUACUGGUAGGGCUUCCAGGACUACGGGUAUCCGUGCAAUAGGAGCAAACCUGAAAUCCCUUGAUCAGUAUUACCCUUCUAAGACAAGGCUCAGAAACAAACACGAUGAUGAUGAAGGUAACAGACAAAUAAUUGUAGCCGGUAACCAAGUUAUAGGAAACGAAGGCGACCAGAACGGGCGUUUCGCUGUUGGAAAUACAUAUAACAAGUACAAAGUUAGUCACUACUAUUAUUCAGAAAAGUUCAAUAAUGUCAUGUAGUUAUGUUAAAAUCGAUUAUUAUCAA
Fragaria vesca subsp. vesca is the source of this 927-nucleotide messenger RNA. RefSeq names its product myrosinase-binding protein-like At1g52030-like. The coding region runs from base 234 to 902 and encodes 222 amino acids. NCBI's taxonomy places the organism in Eukaryota, Viridiplantae, Streptophyta, Magnoliopsida, Rosales, Rosaceae. The record is from RefSeq and is a predicted model, not a curated record. Gene Ontology annotation, molecular function: carbohydrate binding. The transcript is spliced from 3 exons.